UGGUCGCGUAGUGAUGACGUAGCGGAGGGGACGACACCAACGCAAAAUGUCUUUCCGAGCGAAGGAGCCCAGCCCAAACACGAUCACAAUCUCACGGCAACGUCCUCAGAGGGCGGCGUCCCAGUAAGCGCAAAUGUUUAUGAAGUAUUUCGCCAGGCUUUACUCAGCAAUGGCUGGACCCAGGCCUGUGGUGCUGAGCGGCCCAUCCGGGGCGGGCAAAAGCACUCUGCUCAAGAAACUCAUGAAAGAAUACAACGGUGUCUUUGGCUUCAGCGUCUCGCAUACGACGAGAAACCCACGACCUGGAGAGGAGAACGGCAAAGAUUACCAUUACGUCACACGGGAAGCCAUGCAGGCGGCCGUCGAUAAGGGCGAAUUCAUCGAGAGCGCGGAGUUUUCCGGAAACCUCUACGGGACGAGCAGAGCCGCCGUGCAGGCCGUCAAGGCGCGCAACCUCAUUUGCAUACUGGACAUCGAUAUGCAGGGGGUGAAGAAUAUUAAGAAGACUGACCUCAAUCCCAUUUACAUCUCCAUCCAGCCUCCGUCUUUGGAUGUCCUGGAAGCCCGUCUAAGAGCCAGAAAAACAGAGUCCGAAGACAGCCUGCAAAGGCGCUUGCAAGCCGCUAAGGUGGACAUUGAAUUAAGUAAAGAACCCGACAUGUUCGACGUGGUCAUCGUCAAUGACAACUUGGAAGACGCUUACGGGCACUUAAGAGCUGCUCUUCUUGAGGAAAUCAACAUGGUGAAGAAAAUCAACAUGUCUUCAUAGGAAACAGGGCACAGUCCAAGACCACUCACUCCUUACUAACCUAUAGACCUCGUUGUGAACAUUCCGUCCCAAAAAAAAAAAAGUGGUCUGUCUGCAAAAGCCCCGCGAGCGUAUUUCCCCAAAAUUGUAGGUUUACAAGUGUGUUUAAGCAUAGCUAUUAUUUCUAAAGUCAAAUGUUUUCUUUUUUUUAUGACAAGGAGAACUUUUCUCUUUUUUUUAAAUGAUCAUUGACAUUUGUUUUGUAUAGACUUUGCUAUGUGUUGUAUUGUCAGCCUGCUAGGUGACUUGUACCGUACGCAGUCAGCAUCGGUUUUUCUUCAGCCCGGCCUUAAGCGAACUCAUUCCGACACGUUGAUUAACUGGUCUGUCAAGCAAAGUUUCUUUUGGGUACUUGUCCUGGUGUAAUCAGUGCUUCUGAUAGUAAACCAAAAAAACACA
Molecule: messenger RNA, 1207 nt
Organism: Syngnathus typhle (broad-nosed pipefish)
Lineage: Eukaryota; Metazoa; Chordata; Actinopteri; Syngnathiformes; Syngnathidae
Gene: guk1a
Product: guanylate kinase 1a
Exons: 7
Coding region: 134-769 (211 amino acids)
Biological process (GO): purine nucleotide metabolic process
Cellular component (GO): cytosol
Molecular function (GO): GMP kinase activity
Source: RefSeq, a predicted model, not a curated record